AAACGUAGAAUUGAUUUGUUUUUUUGUGCAUGUUUAAACGUUAUUCGUCACACGAAUUUAUCGUCACGCUUGUUUUCCCUCAUUAGCGUAAUACUGUAAUAUACCAGUACCUAAUACAUAUUGUCGUUAAAAUACGUAACCAAGAAAUCGUAAAUCUAUCCAAUUUCGAAAAUAUUAAUAUCGUGAUUUGUGAUACAUUUUUGAAUAAAGCCAUAGAAAAUUAUUAUUACCUACCUGCAUAUAUUGUCAAUGGGAUUAAAAGUGAUAUUGAAGGUAAGUACAUUACAAUAAUUGUUUUUUUAUAGAUCCAAAGCGUACUGAGGAAUGUAUUAGUUUUACUACUAUGUGUGGUUUUUUUUUGCUAUCCGUGAACAUUUUUUCUACGAGAAAUCUUGCUCCGGUUAUCAACUUUUCGGGCUGUUUAUAGUAGCAAAUUUUGUUUUUUCUGUGUGUUGAGGUCAUUUUUUCGAUUUUCUUUGUAGUUUUCUUAAUGACUGGGAAAAAUGAGAAAAAAGGUUAUCAAAAAAGGGGAAUUUAAGUAUUAAAGAUUUCUAAUAUUUUUUAUUUUGUUUGAUUGUUAUAAUUCGGUUAGAAAUUUCCUAACCUAACUGAAUUUUACUCCGAAUCGUGUUUCGUUAGUAAUAAUUUAUUGUUUCAUAUAAAUAUAAAUAGGCACCUAUUUUAUUCAAUUACUUUGUAAUAUAAUAUUCUACUUUUCAAACAUUUUCUUACAACAGUGCAGGUAUAUCCAUCUGCAAGUCCGGGUAACUUCAUGAUUUUUUAAGUAGGUUAAGUUUUUUAUUUCAGUUGAAUUCAAAAUUAAGUUGACAAAUAUCAUUAACUUCAAUUAUUAUUUACUAAGUUAAGUUAAUUAGAAAAAAAAAAAGCUGACACUGGGCAUGGGUGUGCCAUAGUUGUAUGUGAGAAGCUAGGUAGGUAAGAUACAUAAAACUAUGAAAUUUAUGAAUAAUAUGAAUUAUUUUCAAAAAAUGGUAUUUUCUUGUGUAUUCUGAAAAUGAGUAAUAACAAUUCAGUAAAAUUUGGGGUAUACAAUUUUUUAAUGAGACUAUAUUAUUUCUUUUUGAGCUCCUAUGCGAUUUUCCGAGCUGAGAAGCGCUUAUCCAUCACUUAUACUUUCUUAAAGCCCACGUCUUCGGCUAUCCAUUGGAGAAAACUUAUUUUGUCUAGUUAUAAUAUUCUUGUAUAAUUAUUUUUUCAUCGAGUUUAAAACUCGGCAAUUCCGGUUAGCGCUACUGAAAGCACCACACACGUUUCUACUUAGAAUUUAUUGAUAAACGCCUCCGGAACGACUGCAUAUCAUGCAUUUUUACAUAUUUAUUGCCUAUAUAAUGGUGUUAACUGCUAGCCGAUCAAAAAUUUAGUGUAAGUAUUGAAAACUAAAAUCCACUAGAAGAAAUAUUUUAUUGAAUAAAAGUCCGUUGAAACCAUUGUUUCUUGCAAUAAAAGAUUAUAUUUAAAUAUUAUAAUAGCAUAAUUUAGUUAAGUAAGUGAUCAUUAAAUAUUGUUCAAUUGUUCAGAAAUAUUUUAAUAUUCGAAUAUUCUGAUGAAAAUUUGUUCAACUUGUAACAUUAUUCAAUUACACUGAUGAACAUUUACAUUAAAAAAAAAAAACAGCAUUUGUUUCAAAAUCCAUUAAUUUUACGUUUGAAGAUGUAUUUCGUGGAAAAAAAUAUUAAAUCCCGAAAAUUUGUUGUUUCAAUAUUUCAAAAUAGUUUCCUCCAUGAGACAUAUGAAGAGAUCAUUUUUAAAAAAAUAUUUAUGUGAUAAUCAGAUAGUAUUGUAUAAUAUGAUAAGAUAUGAGAAUGGAAAACUGUUUAAAUAGUGUCUAGAAUAAUAAUAUUAUUUGUUCAAUCGUUAGAAUUAUUGUUGUGUUUAUUUUACAAAAUGUUCAUAAGAAUUACAUUUUAAUCAGAGUUCAAAAAUCUCGAUGAAGAUUAACGAAAAGAGUUUAUCCGCAUAUUCGACUUCGGCUUCACCGAUCGAUAAAGAAGGAUGGCUUUGCAAACGAGGAGAACUCAACAAGGGGUACCAGAAGAGAUGGUUCGUCCUGAAAGGUAACUUGUUGUUUUAUUUCGAGCGGAAAGGUGAUAAGGAGCCACUCGGCGUAGUCAUACUUGAAGGAUGCAGUAUUGGUAUGUACUUAUUUAACAGUUCAAUAUUUUUCUAAAUUAGGUACGUUGUAAACAUUGAAAUAUCACUAUUGAUUUAGAGUUGGCCGAAAAUGAUGAUCAGUUCAGUUUUAAAAUUAUAUUCCAUGGCCCCAACAAUAGGAGUUAUACAUUGGGAUCCGAUAGCCAGGAAUCAAUGGAACAGUGGAUGAAAUCGUUAGCAUGUGCAAGUUACGAUUACAUGAAAUUUAUGGUCGCUGAUUUACAAAGACAACUAAAAGAAUUAGAAGGUAUAUAUACAAUGAACCACGACCGUGGUAUUACAAUAUUCGAUUAUUAUUUUUCAAAAUGUUUGUAAAAUUGUUUUAUUUUAUAUUUGUAUAGAAUCGCCCAUGGUAUCUCUCCAAUUACCAAACAAUCAAACGUCAUUAAAAAAAGAAUCGAAUGAACAAUUAUCACCACAGCCUCCACCUAGAGGUCGUCACAAUCCCUUUAAUAAACCAACUACAGGACAUCAGUCUCCUCAGCGGAAAGAUAUUGUAUCAUUCCGUAAAUCAUUCAAAGAGUUGCACAACCAACUCGGUAGACCAAUACUUAGAGACAGGAAUGAAUGGAGAUUCGGUUUGAUAAAGCAAGAACUAAACAAUCAAGAACCACUCAUAACUUUAUAAUUUGUUUCAUAACUGUUGGAAAAUGUUAUAUAAUGCCUAUACUGUAUUUUUAUUCAUUUGCGAUUUUUGUGUGUUUUACUUUUAUGACCAUAUUGUGUGUAAAAGAUUAUUUAUUAU
Messenger RNA from Cinara cedri, 2917 nucleotides. The record is from the annotation of a GenBank genome assembly. NCBI's taxonomy places the organism in Eukaryota, Metazoa, Arthropoda, Insecta, Hemiptera, Aphididae.